AUGAAUCCCCAUAUCUCCGUUCCUCGACAACAUAGCGGUCCGUCAACCUUCGGUGGCUCUGGGCCAUCGAACCGGGGUUCCAGUUUCCGGAUGCCUCGAUUCUUCAAGAGGCUCUUCAAGUUCCCCCAGAUGGACUUUGAAAUGGCCAUCUGGGAGAUGACAUCGUUGCUGAUCGCGCCAAAGAAGGUCUUCAAGUCAAUGUACUAUCAUAAACAAACGAAGAAUACCUGGCACCGACCAGACCCUUCCUUUACCUAUCUCCUCUCGUUCUUCUUGCUCCUGACCGCUUUGGCAUGGGGUCUCGCAUACUCCCCGAGCUUUGGCUCCAUCGUCCGCCUCGCUCUCCUGUUUGUCUUCGUCCACUUUAUCGGAACGUCUUUGGUUAUCUCGACGCUAGCCUAUCUCCUCGUCGGGCGCAUCUUUGGGCCCAACGGCGCCGCUUCGUCAUUAACAGGGUUCCGAGGGUCACGGGGCCGGCGACGAGGAGCGGCGCAGGGUCUGUUUGUUCAGCCUGGCGAGAAGGAACAGGUGGAAUUUGGUUAUUGUUUUGAUUUAGGUAUCAAACCGCGCCUUCUUCCCACUUUACCUCCAUCUCUACGUCCUCCAAUUCCUCCUGCUGCCCCUCCUCACCCGCAGCCCGACGAACUUCCUCUCCACGUUCCUCGGGAACACACUCUAUCUUUCCGCAUUGGUCUAUUACACCUACAUCACUUUCCUGGGAUACAACGCACUUCCCUUCCUGCACAAUACCGAACUGCUUCUGCUGCCGAUCCUGGUCCUCGCCGUAUUGUGGCUGGUGAGUUUGAUUGCCGGGUGGAACGUCGUCACGCAAGGUCGUGGAGUCGAAGGCCUCUUUUGGGGAGUGUAAUUUCUUUUCCCACUCCGAUCAUUAUUACUUCUGAAGAUGAAAGCAAGCGGUACAUAUUCUCGAACGGAAAAAAAAGAGAAAGAAAAGGGAUGGAAAUGCUGAUGUCUUUCACAUUUUACUAUCUCAUAAAGGUCAAAGGUCUCCGUUUCUGGGUAUGCUAUAUAUAUUCCCCUGAGAAAAACACCAACAACGACAACAACUGGGUAGAAAGAGUGGAAAUACUGGGAAAGGCGUUGGCGUGUGUUGUAUUUUUCUUUCUUCUACCCCCCGGCGGAAGAUAUAUUAUGAUAUCAUAUAAUUGA
Molecule: messenger RNA, 1170 nt
Organism: Rasamsonia emersonii CBS 393.64
Lineage: Eukaryota; Fungi; Ascomycota; Eurotiomycetes; Eurotiales; Trichocomaceae
Product: Integral membrane protein
Exons: 5
Coding region: 1-1170 (389 amino acids)
Cellular component (GO): Golgi membrane
Source: RefSeq, a predicted model, not a curated record